Plectropomus leopardus (leopard coralgrouper) is the source of this 2580-nucleotide messenger RNA. NCBI's taxonomy places the organism in Eukaryota, Metazoa, Chordata, Actinopteri, Perciformes, Serranidae. The record is from RefSeq and is a predicted model, not a curated record.
CCGGAAGUCGCACCCGUUAAGGAGGAACCAAAAUCUACCACAGCAGAUCAGCCUUUGGCACAGUGAUCCUUCACCUUUAGUUUGAAACAUCAGUGACUUCAUCAGACUUAUCUCAUCAUGGGUCUCACUUCCCUCCUCCUGCUGAGCAGUCUCGGCCUUUUCGUAAGAACUCAAGCUCAAAGCUGCUCCAGACCUGAAGGAGGAGACAACAUGGUUUUGGGGGACGAUCACAUUCUUUUACAAACUUUUCCAGAUGGGACCAAAGUUACUUUUGCCUGUGAGGUUGGCUACGAAUCUGCAGGAGGGUCUCCAUCCAUAACUUGUACUGCUGGCAGUUGGAGUCCUUUGAGGCUGACAUGCAGAAAUGCCACAUUCAGUCCAAUCAAAGAGCACUAUAACUAUGGAGAAGUUGUACAGUACACCUGUCCAAAAGAUUAUACACUCAAUGGAUCAAAAUCACUAUCGUGUUCCGCCAGUGGAGAGUUUGAUGCUCGUCCUCCCGUUUGUAUCAAUGUUCAAUGUAAGGAACCUGAAAUUGACUUUGCUGAGCAGAUUGCAGGUUCCCGAGUCCCUCAUAGACACAUGGCUUCAGUGACGUUCGCAUGUAAAUCUGGGUAUACUAUGAAAGGAUCUGGAACUCUGACAUGUGGAAUCGAUAGCCAGUGGUCACCUAGACCUUCAACAGUGAAGUGUGAGGCAAUACCCACGACUAAACCCCCGACCACCCCCACCACCACCACCACCACCCCCGCCCCCCCCACCACCACCCCACGUCCUGACACAAAGAAACCGCCAGCCCACACUACUGCAAAAACUACUCCACUGACUGUGACACUCGAUCCUGGCACUACGCCUGGCAAUGGUGGAAAUAGCCUGGCUAUAGGCUUGGGUGUUGUUUUGACAUCUCUCUUUCUUAUCGGGGCUGGAAUUGGAUUGUAUUACUAUGGAGUCCCAGGAUUCAUCAGGAAAAAACGAGGCUCUCGGAGCGGCAUUCCUGACAAUGUGGUUCCAAAAGAUGGAGAGGAUUUAGCACUUUCGUGAGCGGCACUGUCCUGUUGGUCCAGUAUUACUGGAGGUAAAAGCGGCUGGUUAAGAAGAGGAAAAUCACUGCACUUGUCGUGGAAUGUUCUUGUGCCGUCCAUAUGCGUGUGGAUCACACAAGCUUAGAAAACUCUUAUCAAAGUUAGUCUCUGAACGCCGGUCUGACAGUCAGAAACCUCAACAAAUUGAGCUCAAUCCUUAGUUCAUGCUUUAAGCAACUCAUAACUACUUUUAAAAAACUAUUCUGUAUGAUUCAAUUCAGUGAUGUCUGUGAUACCUGUCCUCUUCGUUACAACAUCACAGCAGCAUGUCUCAGUGCUGUAUUAAUGAAGAAUGAGAUUUCAUGUUUAUCAGAUAGGCAUGAAACUCCAUGUUUGAAUUUAAACUUUUGCACUAUCGCUCAGAGCACGGCUCAGCCUGACCAUUAUAGCUCUGUUACACUGACGGCUUAACACAAGCAAAAUCAGUUCAGAAUGUAUGCGUGCUUCACCUUAAAUGCAGCUGUUUGAGGUUAAACUGUUUCCUUCAUAAAUAUCCAAAAAGUAAUUGUUUCACCUGGUAUUAACAUGCUUCUUGGGUGAUUGGAUCGUAAGCACAGUUGUGGAUGCACACGGUGUGUCCUCAGUAUGCAUUAAGAUCACCUUCUCUCAGUAGUGUGUAAGUUAAUGUGGCCACACUGAAGGACUAAACUUUAUGUUGCUGCUGUUACACAGGUAGAUGCAAUGCUGAAGGACCAUCUGUGGAGCCACUCUCAGCUGUCCACUCGUGAUCAGAGCAUGCAAGAUGCAUUAAUACCAGGUAGAAACAGGGCCAGAGUUUAGUGAGAUGUUUAAUAACAUAGGGGAUUUGCAUUUAACUAAUUACAUGUAUCAUAUUACACCAUAUGUGUAACUGGAAUAGUUGAUGCACUACCAAAAUCAUUUCUGUUAAAGUGAGGCUUCUAGUUAAUCAACCAGUCUGCAGUUGUGUAGAUUCAAUUUCCAUCUCUAGAAAUAACGGGAUCUACAAAAUAGUUCCUAGCAUAGUGCCUGAAGAGAAGGCAUGCUCCGUAUGCCUUAAUGCAAAUACCAAGUGUUUUAGCUUGUUGUGUGUCAGUUUUUUGGUGUUUGUCAUUUGAGGCUGAAUUGUGUGCCCAGCUUAGCUUAAUGUUUAUGCUUUGGCACGUUUUUUUGUGCCCUGAGCGUCACCAAACAAGUUCCCUUGACAAUAAAAUAAAAAAUAACUAUGUUGUUAUUAAAUUUAAAUAACUUAUUUUCCUCAAAAGUAUUUCUUUUGUUGACGUCUCUCUUCCAGAGUGUCAGUUUAAUAUUUGUUGACCCCCACUCUACUCAAAAGUAGAGUAAUACUUAAAUAGUAUGAGGGCACAGGUAAUGUGUAUGUUGUUAUGUAAAGAUCUGUAGACUUUACAUAACAUAAUGCAUAAUAACAUAAUACAUAAUGUGUAUGUUGUUAUGUAAAGAUCUGUAGACUGUGAUCUCUGAAUGUUUUGCCUUUGCCUGGCUUUUUUCUGUAUUUAUUAAAUUAAGAAAUGUGUCAAAA